CGUUCCAUAAGCAUAGAAACUUCAAAUCCAAUUCCUUCAUUCUCCAGCAGUCGUCUUUCUCCUCUCAGAAAUCAAAAUUCUCUGAACUCCAACAAUAACCAAAUGGCUGAACUUCAUCAAUGCAUACAUCCGACUUUACGCCCCACAGUAACAGUCUUUAGCGCGGAAGAUUAUGAUUGUUCAUACGACUAUUACGUCUCCGACAAUAACCCUGCCGACAAUUUCUCAUACACUAUCACUGAAGAAUCAGGGUUUCCUGUAACCUUUGAGUUCAUGUUCAACUUCCAGAUAAAAGAAGAGAUUUGGCGAAGGUACUCAGCCAAUCCACAGGCGUUUAAUCGAUGCGAAAUGCAUACCUCCAUCAAAAUCCAAAAGGAUCAAUUAUUCAACGACGAGGAAGAAUCCUCGAAAUUCAUCGACGACAAUCUCCGUCUUUGGCUCUUCCACGACGACGACCGCAGGUCGGUGGUUCAGUUUGCAUUGGGAAAAGCAUACAAAGCUAUCGACUCUUUGGAAAAUGAUUCAAAAUGGAAUGCGAUCGAGAUUUGUUGUCCUGUUACCAUAGAGCACCACCACAUUAUUUACGAUGAGCGUAUGCCGCCGCCGUCGAUGGAGGUUGCGGCAGGGGGCGCCGGCAUGGUCCCGGCAAAGGAGUCGUCCAUAGAGAUGUUGACACGUGUAGCGAUGCCGAUGGAUUCUGAAGAGAGCUGCACUGUUUGCUUGGAAGAGUUGCGGGGAGAAUGGGAAGGCGUGGCGAUGCCGUGUGGGCAUGUUUUUCAUGGAGAUUGCAUCAAACAAUGGCUCAGGACGAGCCAUUAUUGUCCUUUAUGUCGUUUUCAAUUACCAAAGCAAAAUUAA
Molecule: messenger RNA, 858 nt
Organism: Andrographis paniculata
Lineage: Eukaryota; Viridiplantae; Streptophyta; Magnoliopsida; Lamiales; Acanthaceae
Exons: 1
Coding region: 103-858 (251 amino acids)
Biological process (GO): protein ubiquitination
Cellular component (GO): cytoplasm
Molecular function (GO): zinc ion binding; ubiquitin protein ligase activity
Source: RefSeq, a predicted model, not a curated record